AUGGAUAUGAAAGUUAAGAUUUUUGGAGGUCUUGCAGCGACAUUUGCAGCAUCAGCCAUAUAUUUAUUUUUCAAAGAAAACAAUAAAUCUCUAAACUAGAAGAUGUUUGAUGAGAUAAAUAAAAUCAAGAAAUACAUUGAAAAUCAUUUUUAUGAAUGCACCAAAGAAAAUGUUAGAUUAUUCAUAAUUAAUUAUUAUAGUUAUCCUAAAAGUUAGAAGACAGAAAAGAUUUCAUAAAUCUAUUAAAUGAAGUAGCUAGUAAUUUUUUUGACAUUGACAGAGUAAAUGAUGAAAUUAGUCGACAUCCUUAUUUUAAAUAAUUUGCUGGAGUGAAUUAAUAAGUUCAUUUAUUUAAUUAAGAAUAUACUUCAUUCUAUUUAAGAAAGUAACUAUUAUUAAUUAUUAUUUUAGAAACUCAUUAGAUGCAGUUUAAAAUAGUCUAAAUUUUAUUGUUAGUAAACAUAGAUUACUCAAUUAAGAAUAACCAUAAUUAUCAGAGAAUACUUCAAAAUUUAUUAAUUUCUUUUAUCUUGUUCUUAUUAAUUUGGUUAAAUUAAUUGAAGAAACUCUUAUAGAUUUAGAAGAUAAACAUGCUUUAAUAUAAAUGAAUUUCUUUUUAGCAGGAUUAUUAGAUUAAAUAGAAUAAAUAUUAAAGUAAUAUCCAUUGUUAUCAAAUCUAUUUGGUAUAGCACUUUUAGGUUAAUUGUAAUUAAAUGAUCCUUAAAUUGGUUUUGGACAUUAAUGUGAUGAUAAUUUCUUUAAUGCUAAAAUAGAAGAUACAAAUAUUAAUCAAAAUUGUAAAUGUUUAAUUUUCGAUGCACUUAUACGUUAUGUUUCAUUAAUAACUCCAACUUUAUAAAAGAAAUUCAUAACAAUAUUAAUUGACUAUUAAAUAUUAUCAACUAAAGAUCAUUUAAUUAAAUUGGGAUCAAUAUUAUUAAAAAAUUAAUUCUUUUUGAAUAGUUAAAUAAGUAAAGUAGAAAUGUAUUAUGCUACUGAUGUAAGUGUCUUUAAUCAUAUGUUAAUAUAAGCAACUGCAUAUAAGGAAGUGAGAUAAGAAUUAAUUAAACCAGAUUUGUUAGAUUUAUAUUUUCUAUAUACAGAAAGAGUUGUUGCAUAAAACAAUCCUAAAUUUAUAGCUAAAAUAUUAACUAGUCUUAUAGCUUCACAUGUUAUGAUUUAUCCUAUUUUUGGAGAUGAAGAGAUAUUAUCUUAACUUAUUAAUAAUGAAAAAUAAUAAACAUUAGUUGUUGUUCAUUUUCUAGGAAUGCUAUUAAUUUUGGAAACUAAAGAUACAAUAGAUGUUAAAGAUAAUCCAAAUGUUUAGAUGUUGGAUUGGUUAGCAUUAAAUAUGGAUUUCAUGCUUGCAGUUGAAGUGUUAUCAUAUUUAUAAAAAUAAUUUUUAUUGAAAAUAUUUAGAAAUAAAUAAAGUGAUAUUCCAUUAUUAAUGAAAUAAUAUUUAUAAUGUUUACGUGUAACUCAUAAUAAGAGAAUUUAAUAAAGAACAAUUUAAAAGAAAUAAUUUGAUGUUAAUGCAAUAUUAUAAUAAAUGAUUGGAUAUUUAACAGCUAUUUAAGUAUCAGAAUUACCAUCAAAAGAAUCUUUUACUAAAUUAAUUAAUUUGAUUCCAUUUUAAGAUUAGAAUGAACAAUCUAAUAUAUUUUCUAAUAUAUUACGUAUUGUUUAUGAUCUUCCAACUAUUAACUUUCAUUUUCUAAAAUUUGUAUUAGAAAAAUGUGAAAAAAUAUCAAAAGAAUCAAUAUUAAGUUAUAAUGGUUAUUACUCACAUAUAUUAACUGCACAAACAGUUUCAUUUGACUCCUAUAUGUUCUCUGUUUAAUUAUCUUUAUUAUUUGGAAGACCUGAAGCAUUAUUAAAUGAAAUUAGUGCUAGAAUGAAGAAUGAUUUUACUAAUUUUGAAAGAUAUGAAGAUUUUCUUACAAGAGAUGUAUUAUUAUAUUAUUUAUUAUAAUAGAUUAUAUUAUUAAUAGAUUUAUUAGAAAAUCCAUAUUAUUGUAUGAAUAUAUUAAUGUAAACUGGAUCAGAAUUCCCUUAAAAAAAAGAAAUCAUGACAUAAUUGUAUCAAUAUGCUGCAAUAUCAAUUUUGAAAUUAAAUGACUAAAUGACAUAGCUUUAAUUAUUGGAAACAUUACAAUUGUUUAUUCAUAUUUAAGAAUUACCUUAAUAUAUUAAAGAUUUAAUUGAAGAUGGAUAGGAUGGCAAAGUUAAGUUAAAGUAUCAAUACUCUCAAAAUUGGCCAUAUUUGAAUUUGUAAAAGGAUAUGGAAUCAGUCAAAUACUUUUUGAGUAAAGCUACAGAUCCAUUUGAUGAAGUAAUACUAAAAUUUUAAUAGAUAGUUAUUGUAUGCUCCAGAUUCAUUUCCCUUUUUAUUUGAAAUCAGACAAUUAGUGUAUAAUUGUGAAUCAUUUAUUAAGAUAAUUGAGUUGGCAUUACAAUCAAAAGAUAGAAUGAAAUUGUAUGUUUGGAUUGGUAAAUUGUUAUAUUAUGGAAAAUAAAUAUUAUUGAAAAAGGGAUCAACAAAAAUGGAUUAAUUGUUUGCUUUGGAUGAAUGCAAAUCAUUUAUUCAAGAGUUGAUUGAAAAAGAAGGAUGCAACAAAUUAGUACAAUACCUUUAACAGUGAU
Molecule: messenger RNA, 2643 nt
Organism: Paramecium pentaurelia
Lineage: Eukaryota; Ciliophora; Oligohymenophorea; Peniculida; Parameciidae
Source: the annotation of a GenBank genome assembly